AGUUUAACACAAGUUUGACAUAUCACAAAAAACAAUUUUUAUAAAAAAAAAUAUCUCAAGAGGACCCCAUUUGCCUGUGAGGUCUUUUAUUAGCCUUGCUGUGAACUCUGACUGCACUAUAACUAAGGUAUUCUAUUUUUGCGAGUGUGGUGUUGCCGCUCCUUGUGCUUGUUACCAGACUUGGGCCCACCACUUGACGUAUCCCUGAGAAACCCUAAGCUCCACUUUUGGGCCACUCGGUUCCUUUUGGUAGAGAAACGCUCGGUGACAGCCGCAAAGUUAGGCCACAUAAUCCCACUCCUGUUCCGAUUUCAGUCGGCGGGUGGUUUUCAUUCAAAUUUUCCGGUAAAACAAAAGAAACACAUUUUCGGAAACACAUUUUCUAAAAAUAGUCCAAUCUUGCUGAAUAUGCUAACAUGGCAUCCAUAGAACCGAGCGAGGAGUUACUGGAUCGCCAUUUCAGGCAGCAGGUGGCCAUUUACAAGGAUGUCGAUCUGGCGAGGGCUUUUCAGUCGGAUCGCCUGAUCAUGGCCAGGUGGAUGAAGGUGUUCGAGAGGACUCCGCUUAGCCAGAAGCUGGCAAGGAACAGUCUGAUGUUGCUAAUGCAUGGUCACAUGAAGGACUUUGGUUUUCUCAAGGAGCCGUUCACGGAUGUGCGGAACUGCAGCCGGAAUCUGAAUGAGAUUUUGGACGUAUACAAAGGUCACUCAUGCAAGAAGGUAUCUUCCAAAAGUAAUACAAAAAUCGAUACGUCUACUAAAUCCAUUAAAAAUAUUCCGGAAACUCAACCAAAGGAGCAGAAACGUAUUGGGGAAAGCAAAUCAUCUUCUUCCUCCCGAAAUGUAUCAGUAAAGAGGACUUUUACUCAUAUCCCUCGAUCUAUGAAACUGGAACCCAUCAAAGAAGUUUCCGAACCUUCGGAAAAGGAACCCACCACAAGCAGUAUUGCCAGCAUAGUGACGAUAAUUGAAAGAGCCAAGACUCGUUCUAUUUCUUCGCAAACAAGUUCCAGUUCGCAGAAGACUUGCCCUGAAUGUGUUACUGAGGUUGAAGGACAAAGUGUAAGAAAGAGGGUCCAAGACCUAGAAGAGGGGCUUUCAAAUAAUGAAGAGCACCCUUUGAGUGUUAGUUCCAUGGAGAAUAUGAAGAAGUACUAUCAAAAGUGGGCAAGUUAUAGUGGGGAUUCUGCUUCGAAUCGAGAAAGCGAGAGAGCAACCUCCACAUCGCAAGAGAGACUUCAAAAGAUAACCAAUGUUAUAGAUCAGGUCACCCGCAGAUCGAGUGCUGUGAAAAACCUAAAAGACUGCUUUGAGGAAAUGGCCGAACGUUUGAGAAACACUUCAGAGCCUGAAUAUUCCAUUUCCGAAGGACGAAAACCAAAGAUUCCGCCCCCUGCGCCCCCAAAGAACUUCCGAAGGAUCCAGGAUGAUGAUGUUCCUGUUCUGAUGGCCAGACAAACUGGGGGGAAAUCGCUUCCCAAAGACAAGCCGGUUCAAUCUUUAUUGAUUCGUAGAGAGAAGCUGCGUGUCCAGUGCCUGGAGUACUACAACUUGGAUGGUACAAUGAAGGAUGUAAAGGAUAUGCCAGCUACCUCAAUAGAUACCAAGCGAACUGAUCUUCGAGUUAAAGGAUUCAUAAUUGGGGCCUAUAGAGCCUUGGAACGUGUGAAACGAUGGCGGGGAAAACCAAAUCAUUUGAGAUUAUUCAAGACUUGCUUUCGGGGAUGUGGCUUGAAGGAUUUCGGGAGAUUGCAGGCACUGGAUCGAAGAUUCGAGCAGGUUGCUCUUAAGUGGUAUCGCAAAAAGUUGUUCGUAUGUCAACAGAACACCUGGCGUCGUUAUCGUCGGAAUAUUUUGGCUCAAAAGCCAUCGCCCACCAAGGCAGAUCUGCUACAGAUUCACCACCAGUUGGAAUUGAAGGAGGAACUCCAGCGGGAGCGAAUGGUACACCUGGCCAAGAUCCGGGAUCUUUGCAAGAUCAACUGUUCCGGAGUCGUUAGACCGGAAGUCCAUCGCAAGAUGCUCAGUAGCCUGAACAAUGAAUACGACCAGCUGGCCGAAGAUCUUAAAUUAGUCGUCCUCGAGAAGGAGCAACUAUUUCAGUGAAUAACCCUCCAAAAUCCGUAACUUUUCUCGCACCUGUUUUUGUACUUGCUUUACACUUGUAACAACAUUAACACCGCCAGCUGCGCUGCUCAUUAAUUAAUUUGAAUACUACGCUUUAUUAAAUUAAAAAACUGGCAAAAAGGG
Molecule: messenger RNA, 2249 nt
Organism: Drosophila suzukii
Lineage: Eukaryota; Metazoa; Arthropoda; Insecta; Diptera; Drosophilidae
Source: RefSeq, a predicted model, not a curated record